Molecule: messenger RNA, 1652 nt
Organism: Oryzias latipes (Japanese medaka)
Lineage: Eukaryota; Metazoa; Chordata; Actinopteri; Beloniformes; Adrianichthyidae
Gene: nus1
Product: NUS1 dehydrodolichyl diphosphate synthase subunit
Cellular component (GO): endoplasmic reticulum membrane; dehydrodolichyl diphosphate synthase complex
Molecular function (GO): ditrans,polycis-polyprenyl diphosphate synthase [(2E,6E)-farnesyl diphosphate specific] activity
Source: RefSeq, a predicted model, not a curated record
ACUGGGGACACUACCCUGAAUUGUUGGGCGGGCCUCGUUUCCGUCACUGUGGUAUCGACCAAUCAGAGAGCUCCGUGUAUCACGCAGCACCGCAGGUCAGAGUUCGGAGGUUGACAGGCAGGGUUAUGGUGGAGGUGGUGAUACAUUGGCGGGGCUGAGGUGAUUCGAACAGAAACAACCUAACACACAGAACCAGUUGGCCUAUCGGAACCAGCCGAGGAGUGGAGCACCGUUUGCUGAAGUGGAACCAGCAGCUGUAGUGAAAGCGGGGAGCUGAGAGUCGCUCCAGUGCGGCGGAGCCACGCAAAUCAAUCUUCUCCCUGAUUUCUCCAGAGUAGGAGCUGCACUCAUGGCGCUGCUGUACGGCCUGCUUUGGCGGCUCCUGCUCGCUCUGCUUCGCGUCAAGAGAGCCCUCAUGUCGUGGCUUCGAGGCCGCCUGCGGAACCGCGGCGGUAGCUUGUGGGAGCGGAUGGCGGCGGCGCUCCUCCUGCCCGCGGCUCUGCCGACGGACUCUCAGAAGAAGCUGGAGCGGAGCCCCGUGAGCGGGAGCCGCGCUGACACUGGCAGCCGCCGCGCGCAGUGGCUGGCGGAUGGCAAAGCUCUUGAGAAGUUGCCGGUGCACGUCGGGUUGAUGGUAGCCGAGGAGGAGCCCAGCUUUACGGACAUCGCAAACCUGGUGGUGUGGUGCAUGGCCGUUGGUGUGUCCUACGUCAGCGUCUACGAUCAUCACGGUAUCUUCCAGAAAAACAACUCCCAUCUGCAGGAGGAGAUCAUGAGGCAGCAACAGAACCUGCUGGGACUGGACGGGUCCAAAUACAACGUGGAGGUUCUGAGUAACGGCGGUGACGAACACCAGCACUGUGUUGUGUCCUGCAGACCCACGGUGAAAGUCUUGUCUCCUGAAGACGGGAAGCACAGCAUCGUUCAGGCGGCCAGGAAGCUCUGCCAUGCAGUGGAGAACAAGGAGAGGAGCUCCAGAGACAUUAAUGUGUCCAUGCUGGACGUCAUGCUUAGAGAAUCCAAAAACAUUCCAGACCCAGAGCUGGUGGUGAAGUUUGGUCCGGUGAACAGCACGCUCGGCUUCCUGCCCUGGCACAUCCGACUCACAGAGUUUGUCUCGGUGCCAUCGCACAGAAACGUGUUGUACGAGGACUUGUAUGGUGCCCUGCAGCGCUACGGAGUCUGCCAGCAGCGACUCGGACAGUGAGGAGACUUUUAGUUUUUUGUAGAGGAAGAGGAGUCUGGAUAGACGUUGAGCCGUCCUUUAUCUACCGUGUAUCCACAACUGUUUGAGCCAUGGUGACCAGUGAGUGUGGCCGGCGCAGGCUCCGCCUCUUGUUGUCCAAUGGACUCCCCUCCUGGGAUGUUUGGAGAUCACUCAGUUAAUCGGCGAGGUUGCUGACAACAGAGACCAGCUGUCAUCCUCAUGGCCUUCAUCCGUCCAUCUGCUGCUGACUUGGCAGAGCGUGAAGGUAGAGGAGGUGUGGCCAUCCCCCUCCUCUUCUUCACAGCGGGACAAAGACUCAGACUCACCUGACUAGCAGAUGACGUGUGUUUGGUGUGUAAAUAAGACUGACUGUUGUGUUGACCUGUUGUUUGGUUUCUGCUGGAGGGAUUUUUUGAAAUAAAGAGAAGUGCCACACGUCCCCAUC